Molecule: messenger RNA, 476 nt
Organism: Mytilus californianus (California mussel)
Lineage: Eukaryota; Metazoa; Mollusca; Bivalvia; Mytilida; Mytilidae
Exons: 3
Source: RefSeq, a predicted model, not a curated record
UUUGUUGCAGUCGAAGACAAAUUAUUGAUUACAUUAGAUGUCACAGACACUACUUGUAAACAGACGAUAGAGCUUGCUUACCUAGAUCCGGAAGAAUGCGAAAAUUUUCAUCUGAAUUCCAUCCAUUGCAUGAACAGGGAAAUGAAUGCUAAUAUUGAGAUAUCAAAGUUCAAAAUUCAGGAUGAACUGGUUGUGAAUUCAAGGUCAAAUAAUUGUAGCUACGUGAAUGUGUCGAUAGAGUCAAUCGAGAAUUGUGAUGUUCACAUAGGUUUCAGUUUCGGGAGCUAUGAACACUUAUCAUACCUAGAACGAUUGUACCUCCACGAAGAGGAAGGGAUAAGCUGCAAAUAUACUAUUGAACAAUUAGAAUAUCUCUUGAAUAGAGCGUCACUGGGAAUUGAGAAAUACUGGAUGAACGAACAUGUAGCAGUGAUAUUAGUGAACCGGAAAUAAAAUACGAAUAAAUGUAUAUUGGU